AUGGUUGGACCAUUGACCAAUCAUUUUGAGAUUCAAUGUUUUUUCAAUCAUCUUUCAACAUUUGCUGGUGGUUUGCUUAUUCUUCCUGAACCAAUCAAUUGGAAUUAUGUGUUUGCUAAUGCAGACUUUAUGAAGAAUAAAACCAUUUAUUUGACAAUAAUUCUCAUUACAGUUUUCUAUAUUAUUUUAAUAAUUUAUGCUCGUCGUAGUGAUCAAAAAGAUGUUGAAAAGCUUGCUGUCACUUAUCUUAAUGAUAACAAUCCAAGUUAUAAAUAUUUCUAUCAGAUUAUAUUCUUCACAGGUGCGAGAAUCGAUGCCGGAACAAAUUCGAAAGUUCAAUUCAAUCUAGUGGGUGCCGAUGGUGAAAUUUGUGCUCGAACAUUAUUCGAUCCAAAUCGAAAGAUUCUACAACGUGAUUUUAUUGAUUCAUUUAUCGUUGGUGUACCUUCAUCGCUUGGUAUUCUCCAUUAUAUGCAUCUCUGGCAUGAUAAUUCCGGUCGAAAGGAAUCUGCAUCAUGGUUUUUUAAAAUAUGUCAUUCCAUUGAUCAAGGUGAUGGAGCGAUUGAACGUUGUCUACCGACAGCUGGUGAUGUUCAAAUGCAUAAUAUAAUCUAUAUGUUUACAAAGAAAGCCUAUUAUAGUAUGUCUGAUGAACAUUUAUGGCUUUCGAUCUUUAUUCGACCACCAGCCAGUCAUUUUACUCGUGUUCAACGAUGUACUUGUUGCUUUGUUUUACUUUUUACGGCUAUGCUUCUCGAUAUUCUCUAUUAUGAUCAAGAUCAACAGGCAAAAGAGUCCACAUCUGGUGGUUUUAUUCAGCUUGGUCCAUUACACUUCACACGAGAUCAGCCAAAAUCAAUUGAUGAUGAUGAUGAAGAAGCUGCUGGUUAUAUUGAUAAAGAUGAAAAUAUCUAUUUGAAUGGUUAUGAAUCGAGGUCUGAAGAUGAUACAUUUGAUAUUUCACCACCUAUUCAAGUCAAUCAAUUGACUGAGACUGAAAUAAUCAAUGCACGUAUGAAUCAUCUUCGUGAAAUAGCUAUGUGGAAAUUAAUACGAUAA
Messenger RNA from Rotaria sordida, 1059 nucleotides. NCBI's taxonomy places the organism in Eukaryota, Metazoa, Rotifera, Eurotatoria, Philodinida, Philodinidae. The record is from the annotation of a GenBank genome assembly.